GCGCCCCUCCCCUGACCACACGCGCCUCGGGCCGCAGCGAGUCUGGCGAGCGGUGCGCUGUCUCCGCGUCGCUCGGGGCUGGCGGCCGCGGUGCAGCGCGGGUGGGUGGGAUCGCGGCGGAGCUCCCAGAGCCCGGGCAGGGGCGCGAGAGCGCCAUGGCGUUGGCAUCCGGCCCCCGCGUCGCGGCGAGGUGAGGGGCCGCCUCUUCACGGCUGAGGAGGCCACAGCUGCCCGCCUGCCUUCCACGCGGGCACGGCUCCGGCAUGGCCGGAAUCAUUAAGAAGCAGAUCCUGAAGCACCUGUCCCGAGGCUGUUCUGCCUGGAGGGGAACUAUAGCUUCUGUGGCUUGCCAAACCUGGUGGGGAAAGAGAAAGAAGAGAAGGUUUACUGAGUUACUUUGGUUCACUAAGAAUCUUUCCCCAGACAAAAUAAAUCUGAGCACCCUGAAAGGGGAAGGUCAGCUGACCAACCUGGAGCUGGAUGAAGAGGUUCUGCAGAAUGUGCUGGAGCUGCCCACCUGGUUAGCCAUCACUCGGGUCUAUUGCAACAGGGCCUCCAUCCGGAUCCAGUGGACAAAGUUGAAGACACACCCAAUUUGCUUGUGUCUAGAUAAGGUUGAGGUGGAGAUGAAGACAUGCGAGGAGCCUCGGCCCCCCAACGGACAGUCUCCCAUCGCCCUCGCUGCAGGACAGAGUGAAUAUGGCUUUGCCGAGAAGGUUGUGGAGGGGAUGUUCAUCGUUGUCAAUUCUAUCACCAUCAAGAUUCACUCCAAGGCCUUCCACGCUUCUUUUGAAUUGUGGCAGCUCCAGGGCUACAGUGUUAACCCCAACUGGCAGCAGAGUGACCUCCGUCUCACGCGCAUCACUGACCCCCGCCGAGGAGAGGUUUUAACAUUUAAGGAAAUAACUUGGCAGACACUUCGGAUUGAGGCAGAUGCGACAGACAGUGGAGAUCAGGACCCGGUCACCACCCCACUGAGGCUUAUUACCAACCAAGGCAGGAUCCAAAUAGCCCUCAAGAGAAGAACCAAAGAUUGCAAUGUGGUGGCCUCCAAGCUGAUGUUCCUGUUGGAUGACCUGCUCUGGGUGCUGACUGACUCGCAACUCAAGGCUAUGAUGAAGUAUGCAGAGUCACUGAGCGAGGCCAUGGAGAAGUCAUCCCAGCAGAGAAAGAGCCUGGCCCCUGAACCGAUACAGAUCACCCCACCUGCUCCCAGUGCUCAGCAGUCCUGGGCCCAGGCGUUUGGUGGCAGCCAGGGCAGCAGCAGCAAUAGCAGCAACCGCCUCAGCCAGUACUUUGAGAACUUCGAUGUGAAAGAGUCCUCCUACCAUCUGCUCAUCUCCCGCCUGGACCUGCACAUUUGUGAUGACAGCCAGUCCCGAGAGCCAGGUGUCUCUGCAAAUAGACUCAUGGGUGGUGCCAUGCAGCUUACCUUCCGCAAGAUGGCAUUUGACUAUUACCCCUUCCACUGGGCAGGCGAUAGCUGUAAACACUGGGUACGGCACUGUGAGGCCAUGGAGACCCGAGGCCAGUGGGCCCAGAAACUGGUGAUGGAAUUUCAGAGUAAAAUGGAGAAGUGGCAUGAGGAGACAGGUCUGCAGCCUCCCUGGCACCUGGGGAUAGACUCUCCCUUCCGGAGGAAAGCAGAUUCCCUCUCCAGUCCUCGAAAGAAGCCCCUUGAGAGAAGCCCCUCUCAGGGCCGACAGGCUGCCUUCCGGCCUCCAGCAUGGAACCGCUUACGCUCUAGCUGCAUGGUAAUACGGGUGGAUGACUUGGACAUCCACCAGGUUUCUACAGCUGGACAGCCCAGUAAGAAGCCAUCUACACUCCUUUCCUGCAGCCGGAAACUUCACAACCUCCCCACUCAGGUCUCUGCCAUUCACAUUGAGUUCACAGAGUAUUAUUUCCCAGACAAUCAGGAGCUUCCAGUUCCCUGUCCCAAUCUCUACAUUCAGUUAAAUGGUCUGACAUUUACUAUGGAUCCUGUCAGCUUGCUCUGGGGAAACCUCUUCUGCCUGGAUUUAUACCGCAGCUUAGAGCAGUUCAAAGCUAUCUACAAGCUGGAAGAUUCAAGCCAGAAAGAUGAACACUUGGACAUCCGCCUAGAUGCCUUCUGGUUGAAGGUGAGCUUCCCACUGGAAAAGAGAGAGCAGGCUCGGUUGCAUCGGCCCCAGGCCCUUGUCUUCUCUGCAGCAGGCAUGACUGCCACCAAUACACGUCAUGCCCCACAUUGUAGCUUUCCAGACCUCCAGAGUCUCUUCCGGGGUUUUGCUGCUGCUGAGUUCUUUCAUUCCAAUUAUGUCCACUUUCCCAAGGUCCCAAGUAGCUUCAGCCUUCUGCACAUACUCUUUUCGCAUCAUGCCUUCCAGAUGGAUUCCAGCCUCCCUCAGCCUAGUACCCUUCCUCCCCAGAGGCCCAAGGCUUCCCAGGAUCUCUGGUCUAUCCACUUCCCCCAGGUCUCCUUGGACUUUGUGGGAACAGAGAACUUCAAAGGCCGCACCUUGAAUUUUGUGGCCCCCUUCCCCUUGUCCAUUUGGGCCUGUCUGCCCCUCCGCUGGCAGCAGGCCAAGGCACGGAAGCUCCUUUCAGCUGCAGAAGGGAAGCUGAAACCAUCAGCCAGCUUUGGCAGUCCUGUUCCGUCUGAGGCACUUGCCCCUGACCCUGUAUCCCAUCUGAGGUCAAAGACAGAGCAUGAUUUGAAAAGCCUGUCGGGCCUUACGGAAGUCAUGGAAAUUCUGAGAGAAGGCAGUGGUGGUGUGGAGGGCAAAGGGCCUGUGACCCAGCUGCAGGAUGUAGCAGAUGUCCAUGUGCUCGUCCACUCCCCUGCACAUGUCCGUGUGAGGCUCGACCACUACCAGUACUUGGCCCUGCUCCGCCUGAAGGACGUGUUGCAGGGUCUUCAGGAGCAGCUGACCAAGGACACCGAGGCCAUGACUGGCUGUCCCCUGCAGGACCAGACAGCAUGCAUUGGGGUCCUCUUCCCCAGUGCCGAGGUGGCUCUGCUCAUGUGUCCUGCGCCUGGUGCUGCGGAAGCUGAGUCUACAGGUUCAGAUACCACCAGCCUUAUAGACUCGGAGCUGUCUCCUUCUGAGGAGCAGGAGCUGAAGUCUGAGGCCUCCUCAGACCAGGGCCCAGCAAGCCCUGACAAGGUUCUGGAGGACAGUGGCACUGAAAAUCUGGCCACCUCCCAGGAUGGGCCACUGCCUCUCCAUAGCAAUGGAGAACUGCAGGACUCAGAUUCUCUAGCACAGCAGCUGGCAGGGCAGGGCCAUGAGGCGGUUGACUUCCAACAGGCCAAGAGACCAAGCAGAGACCAAGCACCCAGCUCACCAGCUACGCCAAAGCCCCCCGGUGGGAGGGAUACCACUGUGAACGGACAGGAUGAGCUCAUGCCCUUGAAGAACAUUGAGGGAGAAUUGUCAAGUGCUAUUCAUAUGACCAAGGAUGCCACCAAGGAGGCCCUGCAUGCCACUAUGGACCUCACCAAGGAAGCUGUGUCCUUGACGAAGGAUGCCUUCAGUCUGGGCCGAGACCGCAUGACCUCCACCAUGCACAAGAUGUUGUCUCUGCCCCCAGCCAAGGAGCCCAUGGCCAAGAUUGAUGAGGGAGUGGCAGCCUCAGUGAGUGGAGGUGCUGCCCGACUCCGACUUUUCUCCAUGAAGAGGACAGUAUCUCAGCAGUCAUUUGAUGCUGUCUCACUGGAUAACAGUGGCCCUGAAGACCGGAUUUCAGUAGACAGCGACGGCAGUGAUAGCUUUGUGAUGCUCUUGGAGUCUGAGCCUGGUCCAGACUCUCUCCCUCUAGGAUCCCUUCCAAAUAUCUUGGACAGCGCUGGUGUUCAAGGGAGCCCUGUUGUGGAUAGUUAUGGCCAGGGCUCACCGGAGGCCAACAGUUCCUUCUCACCCAGUGGGGAAGACGUCAAUUUUCACCCGGUCUCAGUUCUGGUUCUGAAGGUGAAUGAGGUGUCUAUGGGAAUUGAGGUACGUGGCGAGGACCUGGCUGUGGCCCUGCAAGCAGAGGAACUGACCCUUCAGCAGCUGGGCACCAUGGGACUCUGGCAGUUCUUGCAUGGACCGUGCCCGGGUACAAACUUUCAGGAAUCCUCAACUUUGAGGGCUGGCCACAUCAAGCCAGCUGUGGGCCUUCGCUUUGAGGUGGGGCCUGGUGCAGCUGUUCAUUCCCCGCUGGCCACCAAGAAUGGCUUCCUGCAUUUGUUGCUUCGAGGCUGUGACCUGGAGCUGCUCACUUCAGUGCUCAAUGGCCUGGGUCCCUUCUUGGAGGAUGAGGAGAUUCCCAUAGUGGUUCCCAUGCAGAUUGAGCUCCUGAACUCCAGGAUCACCCUAAAGGACGAUAUACCUCCCAUCUAUCCGACGUCUCCAGGCCCUGUCCCCAUUACUCUGGCCAUGGAGCAUGUUGUGCUGAAGCGAGAUGAUGAUGGUGUAUUCCACAUAGGCGCUUCUGCUCAUGACAGACCAUCAGCUGAAGUACCUGAAAGUGAGAAGGGACAGCUCCCAAAAGAACAGAUGUUUUUUGUUCCCCCCGGGGAGGCGUUUGGAGAGCAGGUGAAGGAACUGCCUACCCUACAAAAGGAACUUAUAGAAACUAAACAAGCAUUGGCCAAUGCCAACCAGGAUAAAGAAAAACUUCUUCAGGAGAUUAGGAAGUAUAACCCCCUCUUUGAGCUCUGAUAGCAGGAGCUCAGCCAUCUGUGCCAAGGCGAGGAGGAGAUCACCAGCAGUAGCACCACCUAUGACAGAAGGCACCCUCCCGUGUUGAUAUGUUGGCUGAGAACACCGAGGGCCUGGGGAGUGCUCAGCUCACUCCUCGCAGUGUCCAUUGUACUAGCUGUUCUGACUCGAUGGAAGACAGGGCAAAGCAGGACCGUGUUCUCGGAAAUUGGGGGCAGCUUUGUGCGUGGCUCAAGCAUCAUGUCUUGCCUGUGUAGAGCAUUUUGGUCCUCUGUACAUGAGAUAGAGCCAUUUAACCGCCUAGUUUCAUGACAGAGACUUUUGUUUCCUCCACAACCUGUGUGAACAAGGGGAAGUACCUACCCUCCGUCACACACAGAGCCACCAAAGAUUGUACAUCCCAGAGCUUCCUGUAGCAGACCUGGAAAGUCCUUGGCCUGAGCUCUGGCCACGGUAGUAGAGUGGAAGAGGACAUAGCCAGCAAGGUGGGAACCAGGAGAGGCACAAGAAGAAGAGAGAUCGAGCAGGACCCUGCCUUUUUGGGAAAGGGAACCAAGCUCAUAUCAUCUUGGCUGAUGUUACAAUCAGAUCUUUCAGGGUUAAGCUUCCUUUCUGUUAUGCUUUCAUCAUUGUGACGCUCUGGUAGAAAGUAAACAUCAGUAGUGGCUCAGUUGUA
Hipposideros armiger (great roundleaf bat) is the source of this 5364-nucleotide messenger RNA. It is a transcript of the gene BLTP3A, whose product is annotated as bridge-like lipid transfer protein family member 3A. Gene Ontology annotation, molecular function: histone deacetylase binding. The coding region runs from base 264 to 4688 and encodes 1474 amino acids. The transcript has 22 exons. Lineage: Eukaryota; Metazoa; Chordata; Mammalia; Chiroptera; Hipposideridae. The record is from RefSeq and is a predicted model, not a curated record.